AUGCAUGGGGUACUUGGAAUUUCGAAUCUGGGUGGUAUGGGUUCUUACUUAGGGAUUCCUAAGAGCUUGGGAGGGUCCAAAAUGAAGAUUUUCUCUUUUGUCCGGGAUAGACUUCAGAGUUGGACGACGGGAUGGACGACAAAACAGUUAUCCAGAGGGGGUAAAGAGUGCAGUGGCGAAUUUUUGGUUGAGUUCGGGCCAGUAUGGGGGACUACACUAGUUAGCCUGGGAGAAGCUUUGUGGGAGUACGCAGUUGGGGGAUGGGGUUUUAAGAAUGUUGAUGAUUUUAACUAUGCAUUGUUGGCAAAACAAUUGUGGCGGUUGAUCGAGGCGCCGAAAUCCCUUUUUGCUAGGGUUUUGAGGGACCGGUAUUAUCAGAAUUCGGAUCCUAUGGACCUGAUCCGAUCAUACUCUCCAUCGUAUGGGUGGCGGAGUAUAGUCUCAGCUAGAUCUUUGAUAAACAAAGGGCUUAUUAAACGGGUUGGUUCUGGAGAGUCCAUUUCUAUAUGGACUGAUCCAUGGGUACCGACUCAAUCCCCAAGACCAGCUUUGAGCAAGGGACCUCUUAAGGACCCUUCGUUAAAAAUUUCUCAUUUAAUUGAUUAUGGAACAAAUUCAUGGCGUAUGGAUAUGCUUCUAGCGCAUUUUGAUUUGGAAGACGUGGCACUGAUUAGGGUUAUACCUUUGGGUAGCACUCAGAUGGCAGACUCUCUUGGUUGGCACUUUACGAAAUUGUGGAAAUAUACUGUCAAAUCAGGGUAUGAAACGGAGCGUGCUGUCAAACAGCGAAUCAUCCAGGUUAUUCGAUAUGGCCCAGAUAUUACUCCCCUCCUGGCGGCUGUUUGGAGGGUGUCCUGUCCACCAAAACUGUAG
Camelina sativa (false flax) is the source of this 873-nucleotide messenger RNA. The record is from RefSeq and is a predicted model, not a curated record. Lineage: Eukaryota; Viridiplantae; Streptophyta; Magnoliopsida; Brassicales; Brassicaceae.